AUGAUGAAUCUUAGCGCUAUUCAACUCGACAGCCUUCCUGUCCUGGUUGUUGUCGCUUUCUGUGGUGUCGCUACUCACCUCGCUAUAUUUCGGAUCGGCGAAUGGGAUGUUGCCGUUCACCGUAUAAUCGCUUUCUUUGGUCUUAUCUAUGCAUUGAUUUUCACCCUCAUAGCCUAUCAUCGUGACCUGGAUCACCAGAGCCUUCUCAGUGCCUGGUAUACUGCUUCUGCCCUCCUGGCAACCUUCAUAGCUGGGAUAUACGGCAGCAUGGUCAUCUUCAGAUUCUUCUUUCAUGCUUUGCGCCGAUUCCCUGGUCCUACCUUUGCUCCCAUAUCUUCGUUAUACGCUGUAUCGAUGUCUAUGAAGAAGUUUCACAUGUUCUCGGAAAUGCAAAAGCUACACAAUACCUAUGGCGAUUUUGUGAGACUGGGUCCAUCUGAAAUGUCCAUUGCAUCACCAAGUGCUGUGGCUGCAAUUUACCAGAAUUCGUCACCUUGUCUAAAGGGCCCUUGGUAUAAUGUUUUUGUGCCUUCAAUAUCGUUGCAUGCCUCGAGAGACAAGCAGGAGCAUGCACACAGAAGGAAAGUAUGGGACAGGGGCCUUAGUGCAAAAGCUAUGCGCGAUUAUGAGCCAAGAGUGGAAAAAUACACGCGUUUGUUAAUCAGUCAGCUACAAAAGAGAUGUGGCAAACCGGUGGACAUUGCGGAAUGGUGCAACUUCUACGGAUUCGACGUCAUGGGUGAUCUUGCAUUUGGGAAGAGCUUCAAUAUGCUUAAUGACGGAGUCAGGCACUAUUACAUGGAUCUGACACAGACAUCCACCUUAUGGGGCACUCAGAUUGCUCGAUCCUCGUGGCUCUAUCUACUCAUAAAGAGCAUACCUAUCUUAAACUACCAGAUUGCAAACUUUCUGAAAUGGCUAAGAACACAUGUGGAUCAGAGGGCAAAGAAUGAGCCAGACCUUCCUGACUUAUUUUCCUGGCUCCUUGGUGCGUACAAAGAACAGUCAGUCCACACGAAGCAAGACGAACUCAACCUCCUGGGCGAUGCCCACCUUAUUGUAGUUGCAGGGAGCGACACUACUUCCACAAGCCUCACCUGUGCCCUGUUUGAGCUGGCCCGUCAUCCCGAUGUCUACCGGAAGCUUCGAACAGAAGUUGACGAUCUCCUGAAGCCAGAGGAUACUCAUAGCCACAGCGCUCUUGCCAAACUUAAAUACCUGCAGGCUGUCAUCGAUGAGACAAUGCGCCUUUACCCAGCUAUUCCCUCAGGUCUGCAGAGAAUCACACCUCCGCAAGGCCUGCAUAUCAACGGAACAUUUAUCCCAGGAAAUAUGAUUGUCCAAACACCGACCUACACAUUGAACCGGGACGAAAGAUGCUUUGUGCGCCCCAACAACUUUAUUCCCGAGCGAUGGACAACGCAGCCCGAACUCGUCCGCGACGCUUCGGCUUUUGCCCCCUUCUCCAUUGGGCGUUACUCUUGUGCUGGAAAGCAACUUGGGCUUUUUGAAAUUAGGCAUGUUUUGUCGCAUAUCGUCUCCAAGUUUGACCUCCGCUUUGCUCCGGACCAAACAUCCGAGCUAUUUCAAGACGGGCUGGCAGACGGGUUUACACUUCUCUGCCCAAAGCUUGAAAUGAUAUUUGAAACCCGGAAGAACGGGGAGCUGCCAAGUUAG
Fusarium oxysporum Fo47 is the source of this 1677-nucleotide messenger RNA. Its product is annotated as averantin oxidoreductase. NCBI's taxonomy places the organism in Eukaryota, Fungi, Ascomycota, Sordariomycetes, Hypocreales, Nectriaceae. The coding region runs from base 1 to 1677 and encodes 558 amino acids. The transcript is spliced from 7 exons. The record is from RefSeq and is a predicted model, not a curated record. Gene Ontology annotation, molecular function: monooxygenase activity; iron ion binding; heme binding.